Molecule: messenger RNA, 1117 nt
Organism: Contarinia nasturtii (swede midge)
Lineage: Eukaryota; Metazoa; Arthropoda; Insecta; Diptera; Cecidomyiidae
Gene: mdlc
Product: E3 ubiquitin-protein ligase RNF113A
Exons: 3
Coding region: 104-1051 (315 amino acids)
Biological process (GO): snoRNA splicing
Cellular component (GO): U2-type spliceosomal complex
Molecular function (GO): metal ion binding
Source: RefSeq, a predicted model, not a curated record
AUGACUCUAAACUGUCAAACAUUUGAAGAUUUAUUUAUUUCUUCAUUCGUAAACGUUUAUAAAGCAUUUUUGUUUGAUAUUUUUGUGUUUGAUUGGAGAAAUUAUGUUUAAAAAGGUGGAAAACAAAGCGAAAUUCUCGCGAAAGCGACAACACAGUUCAUCCGAAUCUGGUUCUGAAAGCGAACCAGACACGGCUGUGGUACGGGCAAAAGCGCACAAACAAAAAUCCAAUCCAAAUAUUCAAAAGACGGCAACGAAAGCGGUGCGAAAAGGUCGCCAGCCAGCCGAUUCAACGUCAUCAUCGAGCAGUGAUGAAGCAGAAAAGGUGACCGUUUCGUAUAAAUCGACGAGAACGAGCACAAUUGAUGGGCCUAGCGAUCAAGGUGCAACAGCAACCGUUGAAAUUGACACGGAAAUCGAUCGAGAUGCACAGGCCAUUUAUCAAAAAAGUAUCGAAAUCAAUAAAGAACUUGAGGGAAAGGCCGACGAUAAAAUUUACCGUGGUUUAAACAAUUAUGCACAAUAUAUUAAGAAAAAGGAUUCGGUUCUUGGCAAUGCUAGUUCAGGAAUGGUGCGCAAAGGACCAAUUCGAGCACCGGCACAUUUACGAGCCACCGUUCGAUGGGAUUAUCAACCGGAUAUUUGUAAAGAUUAUAAAGAGACGGGCUUCUGUGGUUUCGGUGACAGUUGUAAAUUUUUGCACGAUCGUAGCGAUUAUAAACACGGUUGGCAAAUGGAACAAGAGCAUACAGGCGGCUCACAUGGAUGCGAUUCAGACGGCGAUGACACCAAAUACGAAAUUCAUUCAGAUGACGAAGAUUUACCCUUCAAGUGUUUUAUAUGUAGAGAGAGUUUCGUCGACCCCAUUGUUACGAAAUGCAAACACUAUUUUUGUGAAAAAUGUGCACUAAAUCACUACAAAAAGUCAACCAGGUGCUUCGUAUGCUCCGUCCAAACGAAUGGCGUGUUCAAUCCAGCCAAAGAACUCAUUGCAAAACUUAAAGCCGACCAAGAAGAAGCUGAAAUACAUAGUAACUCUGAUAGCGAUUGAAUCAUUCACGAAUUGAUUGAAGUGCUUAAAUAAUUUUUUUUAAUAUAAUCAAUGAGAUAUAAACAA